Grammomys surdaster is the source of this 1910-nucleotide messenger RNA. RefSeq names its product ADP ribosylation factor like GTPase 2 binding protein (gene Arl2bp). The record is from RefSeq and is a predicted model, not a curated record. NCBI's taxonomy places the organism in Eukaryota, Metazoa, Chordata, Mammalia, Rodentia, Muridae. The transcript is spliced from 6 exons. Gene Ontology annotation, biological process: maintenance of protein location in nucleus; positive regulation of tyrosine phosphorylation of STAT protein. Bases 61 to 552 code for a protein of 163 amino acids. Gene Ontology annotation, cellular component: mitochondrial intermembrane space.
CGGGCGCGGUAGGAGGCGGCGGGGCCGCGGGCCCGGGCCGGUGACUGCAGCGCCCCUACGAUGGACGCCCUAGAAGAAGAGAGCUUCGCACUGUCCUUCUCCUCUGCCUCUGACGCAGAAUUUGAUGCUGUGGUUGGAUGUUUAGAGGACAUUAUUAUGGAUGACGAGUUCCAGUUAUUGCAGAGAAACUUCAUGGACAAGUACUACCAGGAAUUUGAAGACACGGAAGAGAAUAAACUCACCUAUACUCCCAUUUUUAAUGAAUAUAUUUCCCUGGUGGAGAAGUACAUUGAAGAGCAGUUGCUGGAGCGUAUCCCAGGCUUCAACAUGGCGGCCUUCACAACCACACUGCAGCACCAUAAAGAUGAAGUGGCUGGGGACAUCUUUGACAUGUUGCUCACAUUCACGGAUUUUCUGGCUUUCAAGGAGAUGUUCCUGGACUACAGAGCAGAAAAGGAAGGCCGAGGACUGGACUUAAGCAGCGGCUUGGUCGUGACUUCUCUGUGUAAGUCAUCUUCUACGCCAGCUUCCCAGAACAACCUGCGGCACUAGGUCCCACCUUCACACAACAGGUGUGAUCGGUAUGAAGUCACCAGCCCAGCAGGCUCAGAGAAAUGGGCUAAUGACGACAGAUGCAUCCUGCAAAGACCCACUGUGCCACAGCCCUUCCUUCAUGUGAAGUAUUGAUGAGUCCUGGAAAACAUGACUGACCCUCCUGGCCUUCUCCAGAAGCUCCUUCCUGCAGUCAGUAGCCCUCAUAUUCCUCGCUCCCAUCCCCAUACAGAUCCCUCUCCCAGAUGCUUCUGAGUGGCUCUUCUGGAGCAGGCCCGGGUUGGCCACCUCACCUUGGAGGUGAGGGGCUCUCUUCCCCAGCAACAUGGUAGUGUAGUGUGUCAACAGUGUGAACACCACAUCAUUGUAAGCCCUUCAUCCCGCAGGCUUUAGUGAGUCUUUGUUCUCCUACAGUUUUCACCUGGGUCCGGUUCAGGUGUCAGCCUCAAUGGGGCUUUUGUUUGGGUGUGUUGAUCUAGAGAGUUACAGACCAGCUGCCUGUCCUGGUUUCUGAAUCUCCUGUGAUUACAGCUUGACUGCUGUAGGAUCCACUGAGAGAGCUGUCCUCUCCCCACAAGGGAAAAUGGACUCCUUACAUUAGCACUCCUUUCACCAGCGACUCCUGCUGGUCGUGAUGUAGCCCCCCUGUUCUCUACUCUCUAAACAUUAUUUUCAAGAAACAUAUUUUUAUAGAUGAAAACUCAGGCUAACCUAGUGAGUAUGAUCUCGGGAUGCCCAUGAUCAACCACUGACAAGAUCAAAGUAUUAUAUGCUGUGUGCUUUUUAGUUGUGAGUGCUGGAGUGCAGAUCUGCUUUCCCAUUGGUGCCCCCUUGCUGGGCACCAGUACAAACAGGCUGUGUGCUAGAAAUGGGGCAUAGCUGUGUCGUGACAGCAUGCUAGGUGUGCUUGUGCAUGUGUGUCUGCUGUCCUAUCACAACAGAGUGCUUGGUGUGCUUGUGCAUGCUUGUGUGCAGUCCUUCGUGUAGGCCAGUGAGCUGGGUUUUUUAUUGGGGGUGGGGGGAGACUCUGCUGUUUGUUUUCGUACAAUCUCUCCUGCUAAGUUGAUGCUCGACCUGGGGAGAGGGACAGGACACAGGUUUUCUGGUCAUCUGUCAUCUUUGGUGGACUGCCACCAACCAGGAAGCAUGUGUGUCACAUCUCUAGAAAGAAAACAGUUCAAAUCCUAAUGUAUACUUUUGACUUUAACUUUUAUAGUAAACGUAAGACUCCACGCCGACUUUUCAUGUGACAUUCUGACUUUAAAGGAUAUAAGCUAAGCUCUGUGUUUUUUCUGUAGCUGUGUGUCACUUGGUACUUUUGUAAAAUAAGUAAAAUUUGAGGUGUUUGGCAAAAAUAA